AUGAACACAAAUUCAUCAUCAAAGGUCAAGCAUGAGGAGUUGUUACAUCAGCCGACCACCACCACCAUCCUCCGCUGCCACCACCCGCAACCGUCGACGACCACCACCCACGGUCGUCGCCACGACUACCACCCGUCGCCACCCACCACCGAGGACCACCGCCAACAACACCACCACCCGUCGCCACCACCCGUCGCCACCGCCAUUAACCACCAUCGCCGCUACCCGCCACCACCGGCCACCGCCACCCCGACCGCCACUGCCACCCUCCGCCGACCACCACCACCAUCUUCCACGGCCACCACCCACUACCGUCGACCACCACUACCCACCGUCGUCUCCACGACCACCAUCGCCACCUGCCACCGGGGACCAACCCCGACCAUCUCCGUUGCCACCGCUAACAACUGUCACCCACCGACCACCGCCAACCACCGCCGCUACCACCCACCACUGCCACCACCACUAGCCGCCCCCGAUCACCGCUACCACCCAUCGCCGAUUUAG
Molecule: messenger RNA, 507 nt
Organism: Helianthus annuus (common sunflower)
Lineage: Eukaryota; Viridiplantae; Streptophyta; Magnoliopsida; Asterales; Asteraceae
Product: velvet complex subunit B-like
Exons: 3
Coding region: 1-507 (168 amino acids)
Source: RefSeq, a predicted model, not a curated record